AUGGUACAGUUAAACAAAACGGGAAAGGUCACUCGCGCCGAAGUGAUGCUUAUGAUUCAGAUGUUAUCAAACAGUGGAAUGCUCCUUUUAAAUACAAUCGGCUUCACAUUUGUCAAAUUUCCCACUCAACUUUUCUUUGGCCCACUUACGGGAGUUUUUCUCUUAGCAUUCGAGGAAUUUAUUCAAUAUCUGUGCUUUUCUUUACUGUCCAGUCUAAUUGCCAUGUUCUGUUUUCGGAAGCAACGC
This is a messenger RNA of Mesorhabditis belari, 246 nucleotides long. Lineage: Eukaryota; Metazoa; Nematoda; Chromadorea; Rhabditida; Rhabditidae. The record is from the annotation of a GenBank genome assembly.